This is a messenger RNA of Chanos chanos (milkfish), 708 nucleotides long. RefSeq names its product centromere protein H (gene cenph). Lineage: Eukaryota; Metazoa; Chordata; Actinopteri; Gonorynchiformes; Chanidae. Gene Ontology annotation, biological process: mitotic spindle organization; kinetochore assembly; chromosome segregation. The transcript has 9 exons. Gene Ontology annotation, molecular function: kinetochore binding. Gene Ontology annotation, cellular component: nucleus; kinetochore. Bases 1 to 708 code for a protein of 235 amino acids. The record is from RefSeq and is a predicted model, not a curated record.
AUGGAUUGCUCUCCCGACCAAGAGGAUCCACUGGAUCUAAGUGGCGGCGCUUUGAAUAGCUGCCCCCCCGCCGGAGUUUCUGAUGGGGUAACACUCGCUCAUCUGCUGAGGAUGAAAGACAGCAUGGCAACCCAGUGUUUUGAAAUGGCAGUUAACCUCAACAUGGGAAGAAACAAGAAGUUCUGUGAUGCCCAGGAUGCAGAAGCACAUUUGUCCAAAUAUGAAGAAGAGAUAGAAGAGGCUCGAGUUUCUCAUUUUAACAAAACACUGGCAUUGAAAAGGAUGCAGAUCUGGAAUGCGCUGUCUGAGAAGCUGACCCAGAGUGACUCAGAUGACAGUUCAGAGGGGUCAUUGAAAGCUCUUGCUGGUCAGAACGUAAUCCUGUGUGAAAAAACAAGAAAAGUUUUGCAGGAAUCCCGAGAACUGCAGGACCAAAUUACAGAGCUGCAGAAGGAGAGACUUGAACUCAAAGGCCUCAUAAAGAAGAGAAUGCAGGAGAUGAGUGAGCUGAAGAGGAUGAAGGAAAACCAGGGCGAACUGCACAAACAGGCUGUGGAAAGAGCCGAGGAGGUUCUGGAAAAACACCAGAAACUCGCCGCAAUAUCCCAGAACGUUCUACGGGGGCUCAUACUAGCCAGCAAGGUGAACUGGAUAGAUGAUCCCAAACUGAAAGACAUUGCAAUGGGCCUGGAAAACCUCCCUAACUGA